UCAGGGCUGACAAAACUUUUCAUUCAGUCCUUGUUGUCAGUAAUAUGCAGUGUCCCUUGGGCCAGUAGAAAUAAGUCUAAACUGCUGCGAUUGGUUAUAGUCAGUGCUUCUAAUUGAAACAGCCUGUGCUUCUCAUGGAAUUCUGGGAUCCCUGGCUGACUCCCAAGAAUGCCCAGAAUGUUAGAUUUUUUUUUGCAGGCAUCUUACAUCAGCUUUGUUCAUGACAGAGAAAUCAGGGAACUGUAAGAAACUUCACACCAAGAGCAGAGUGGUGAAGAUAAACAGACAACGAAAGACAUAUCAUCUAGGGACUUGUGUUGAGGAAAGUGUUCUUCUUCAUACAGGAUUUCCAGCGUUCCUGACUCCAUUCUGAGGAAUUCCACCAAAUCUGCUGGUCUGUGGAAUCCACAUCUUGUAGUGUUAGAAGCCAAACAAUGGAGAAGAAUUACAGAAUGUUUCUGUGACAGAAACAAAAUUCACCUAAUGACUGGAAAUCCAUCCAUUUAAAAUGAUCAGUGCUCCCUUUCCGAUGCUGAUGCUGAUACAUUGUCUUGGGCUUGCGGGUGCUCAGGUGAUUCCAGCUGUGUGCCGCUACCCUCUGGGAAUGUCAGGUGGGCAAAUCCAUGAUGAAGAUAUCACAGCUUCCAGCCAGUGGUACGAAUCUACAGCAGCCAAGCACGGCAGACUGGACCUUGAAGGAGGGGAUGGAGCCUGGUGUCCACAAGGACCUGUAGAUCCUGAUGACAUGGAGUUCCUUCAGGUUGACCUACGAAAGUUGCACUUUAUUACCCUGGUGGGAACUCAGGGUCGUCACGCUGGAGGCCACGGCAAUGAAUUUGCUCAGAUGUAUCGUCUUGACUAUAGCAGAGAUGGAAACCGAUGGAAUUCAUGGAAAAAUCGAGAGGGGAAACAGAUAAUUGAAGGAAAUGUAAACCCAUACGAUCCUGUUCUGAGGGAUCUGGACCCACCAAUGAUAGCAAGAUUUGUCAGGUUCAUACCAAUUACUGAUCACUCAAUGAGUGUGUGUAUGAGAGUGGAGCUCUAUGGAUGUGAAUGGUUAGAUGGUCUAGUGUCUUACAGUUGUCCAGUAGGCCACCAGAUGUUCUCAUCCAAACAUCCUACUGUGUAUUUGAAUGACUCAGUUUAUGAUGGUGCAAUCAGUUCAAGGAUGGUUUCUGAAGGACUCGGUCAGAUGACAGAUGGUGUCUGCGGUUUGGAUGAUUUCACACAGAGUCAUGUGUACAAUGUAUGGCCAGGAUACGACUACUUAGGAUGGCGGAAUGACAGUUUUGAAAAUGGCUAUGUGGAAAUAUUAUUUGAAUUUGACCGUAUCCGAAAUUUCACAGCAAUGAAGGUCCAUUGCAAUAACAUGUUCACAAAGGCAGUGAAGAUAUUCAGGGAAGUCCAGUGCUUCUUCCGCUCUGAACCAGGAAAAUGGGAGCCCAACCCUGCCACAUCUGUUCUGGUCCUAGAUGAUGUCAAUCCGAGUGCUCGAUUUGUUACUGUCCCACUACAACAGCGUAUGGCAAAUACCAUCAUGUGUCAGUUCUACUUUGCUGAUACAUGGAUGAUGUUCAGUGAAAUUUCAUUCCAGUCAGACACUGCAAUGUACAACAAUUCGGGCACCACCCCAACUAUGAAUAUAGACACUACAACCCACAUUGACAUAGACAUCAACCCAAUGCCCAAAGUGGAUGACAGCAACACUCGAAUCCUCAUCAGCUGCUUGGUGGCCAUUAUUUUUAUACUGGUCGCUAUCAUCGUCAUCAUCCUUUGGCGGCAGUUUUGGCAGAAGAUGUUGGAAAAGGCUUCACGCCGGAUGCUGGAUGAUGAACUUACAGUGAGCCUCUCACUGCAGAGUGAAACAAUCAUGUUCAACAAGUCCUCCCCACCCAGUGAAGAGGAGUCCAACUCCACCUAUGACCGAAUAUUUCCCCUCGGUCCCGAUUACCAGGAGCCAUCAAAGCUACUCCGUAAGCUUCCAGAAUUUCCUUUGAGCUGGGAUGAGCCAGGAUGUAGCAGUGACUAUGCAAAGCCACUUGGUGCUCCACAGGAUAACGUGCCACACUAUGCAGAGGCUGAUAUUGUGAACCUGCAGGGUGUCACUGGAAGUAACACCUAUUCUGUCCCUGCUGUAACUAUGGAUUUGCUGUCCGGUAAAGAUGUGGCUGUGGAGGAGUUCCCACGAAAACUGCUGACCUUUAAGGAAAAGAUCGGAGAAGGACAGUUUGGGGAGGUCCACCUUUGUGAAGCAGAAGGGAUGCAAGAGUACAUAGACAAAGAAUUUCCAUUUGAUAUUUGCACCAAUCAGCCAGCUCUGGUAGCAGUAAAGAUGCUACGAUCAGAUGCCAAUAAGAAUGCCAGAAAUGACUUCCUAAAAGAAAUCAAGAUCAUGUCGCGGCUGAAAGAUCCAAACAUUAUCCGGUUGUUGGCUGUCUGUAUCAGGGAUGACCCACUCUGUAUGAUCACAGAAUACAUGGAAAAUGGGGACCUUAAUCAGUUUUUAACUCGCCAUGAACCAGAAGGUGCAGAGCCAAUGGCAAGCAAUGCUCCCAUUGUAAGCUAUCCCAAUCUCAUACUGAUGGCCAUGCAAAUAGCUUCAGGCAUGAAAUACCUCUCCUCCCUCAACUUUGUUCACCGUGACCUUGCCACUCGAAACUGCUUGGUGGGAAAGAACUACACGAUCAAGAUAGCGGACUUUGGCAUGAGUCGUAAUCUGUACAGCGGGGAUUAUUACCGUAUCCAGGGACGAGCUGUGCUUCCCAUUCGCUGGAUGUCCUGGGAGAGUAUUCUACUGGGCAAGUUUACUACAGCUAGCGAUGUUUGGGCUUUUGGAGUUACCUUGUGGGAAUCCUUGACUUUCUGCCGAGAACAGCCCUAUUCCCAGUUGUCAGAUGAGCAAGUCAUUGAAAACACUGGCGAGUUUUUCAGAGACCAGGAGCGGCAGGUCUAUCUUUCUCAGCCACCAAUCUGUCCAGACAGUGUGUACAAGCUAAUGGUUAGCUGCUGGCAUCGUGAACCAAAAUCCCGGCCCACAUUCCAUGACAUUCACCGUGUGCUGCAGGAAUCCACCACAGGACCUGGGCUAGAGGAAUGAGCUCAUUCUGAGGAAGAUGUCAGAGGAGCCAUGACUUUAAAAAGACCUCUUCACAUCUGAUUAUUAGUGCGCAUGCAGCCAUUUUAAACUAAGGAGGGUGGAAUGAAAGCCACUGUUUCCAGUGCUGGGAGAUGGGAGCAUAUUUGAAGGAAAGAGGAUCGAGGAUGUGGAAAUAAUUAUUUUUGUAGUAGGAGAUGGAAAAUAUAAUGGAAAUAAUGCAGCACGGGAUAAACAUCCUUGCCUCUUUGUUCGUUCAGACUUCUGACAAUUAAAUAGACAAGAUUAUGAAAGCUGUCCGAUAUUGGAUGAGGAAAGUUUCCUGGUACGGUGCGAGGAGUUGAAAAGACUGGAAGAAUAAAAUAAAUAAAUGUACAGUAACAUAUAAGCAAUAGAAAGUCCUCCCUCUGACCCUUUUUACUCUUAAAUGAUCUAAUCGCAUUUUUAGUAAUACUUCAGGAGGGUUUGUAAAUGCUGUUUGAAAUAGGAGAGCACAAAAUGUUUGAUAAAUUCAUUGAUGUUUGUCUUCUGGAAUUUUUAUUUAGUAUUUGUUUCACUUCAAAAACAUUGCUUAGGAACUUGGAGAAACAAUUUCUAGAUUAUUUUUAAAAAGAAGCACUUUUUGCUAAUUUAUAGGGAAAGGCUUGUUUCUGAGCUUUAACAUUCAAUUUAUAAUAAGGUUUCUUAUGGCUUAAUGGCAGAUAUUACAGAGUCAAAAUAAGUCUACUAAUGCAUGUUGCUCUCUGAGUUAUGACCAAGCAGUAAGGAUGCUGGUUUAAUUUAGAUAUCAGAAUGUUGAUUAGCAGACUUUUGUAUUGCUAUAUUAAUUUGAUUUUUGGAUAUCUGUAUAUUGUUUAGAUGUUUUCAUUUUGAGCGCAGUUAUCCAACUGUAUGUGGAUAUUUAUGCAAAUUUUAUUAAAUAUACAUGCAAAUAUUCUUGGUGCUCUCUGACCAAUUACAAUCAUCUAUUAAUCAUUUAUAUAAAAGUAAAUACAAUGUACAAUCCUACUCUUUGCUCUUCAAAGAUCAAAAAAUAAUAUUUAUAUGCAAGGAAUUGUAUUGAUCUAUCUCAUCUGUACAUGAUUAUAUUCUGCAUCCCCAGUGCUUGAUUGCAACUUAUGAAUCCUUUAAACUGUACUACUAAUUUCAGUAAUUUAUAUGUUUUUUAAUCCAAGACCCCAUUACAUUUUGACCACAAUUGAUUUUUAUUGAUUAUGAGAGUUUCUAUUAUUUUUAUUGUUGCAGCCUUCUUCGGUAUUGAUUACCAUGGUGUUCAAGAUUACUUCUUCUUCAAGCAUAGUCUUAUACAUUUACUUUGGUGUCCUUUAGAUGAUUGUCAGGAUUGUUCAGAAUAAAUACUGAUGUGCACCAUUGAGAAGCAAUAAACAAUCCCACAAUGAAAAACAUGGUGGCAUGGGGUACCAGAGGCAACUGGAAUAUUUUUUUAAGAUAUAGCCCAUCCAACAUCUACACACCAGCAUUUCUUUAAAUAUUUCAGCUUUAGAAAUUACUUAACAGUAUUUUUAGCCAAAUUUCAACCUGGCAAAUAUUACCAUUUUUAAUUCUCCAAAUCACACCUCCGUCUGUACAUAGAUCCAGAAAGUAAGCCAAACAUUCAGUAAACAUGGCACAAUGUCUACUGGAGAUGAGCAGAAUUAAUGUAGACAGAAGCAUCUGAAAUGGGCCAUCGAUGUGAAACAUCAACUGUGUUUUCUCUCCAUAGACAUCUGUUGGUAUUGCCAGCCUUUUCGGUUUUAUUUUUGAUUUCCACCAAGUGCAGUGUCCAUCUUGAAAAUUUCCACAUCUUGUUUUCUAUUCCCAAUUAAACACUUGAUGCCCUUCUCAGCUAACUAUACAUGCUUUACUUUGUACAAAUUGUUCUCCAAAAUUCAGAAAUAAUCAUUUUCAGCUAUAUUAUUAAAAUACUAUUGCUGAUAUCCAUAAGAUGAUUAGGGUAGCCGCACAUAUCUAGUAAAUUGUUGGAGAAAGUCUUUUUGUUGCUUCCACUUCCCUCUUCCCAAAUAUUAGCUCAAAAGUAAUGCUGGGUUGCGUUGCUUUUAGCUCAUAACCACAAGCUGACCAAACCAAUACAAAAAGCUUGGGUCAAAAUAAAGCUGCCGCAUUAUUUUUGCAGAUACCAGCCUAACUCACAAAUUUGAUCAGAUCCCUGUAGAAUUAAUUCAUUUUGGAGAAAUGUGAGGUGAAACAUUCUGACAGGAGGAAUGAAGAGAGGCUGUGUAGAAACAUCUGUUAUGCAUUAAUUACAUAUUGGUAUAUCUCUCAAAG
This is a messenger RNA of Hypanus sabinus (Atlantic stingray), 5380 nucleotides long. RefSeq names its product discoidin domain receptor tyrosine kinase 2a (gene ddr2a). Gene Ontology annotation, molecular function: collagen binding; ATP binding; protein tyrosine kinase collagen receptor activity. The record is from RefSeq and is a predicted model, not a curated record. The transcript has 18 exons. The coding region runs from base 509 to 3097 and encodes 862 amino acids. Gene Ontology annotation, cellular component: membrane; signaling receptor complex. NCBI's taxonomy places the organism in Eukaryota, Metazoa, Chordata, Chondrichthyes, Myliobatiformes, Dasyatidae. Gene Ontology annotation, biological process: multicellular organism development; protein phosphorylation; positive regulation of kinase activity.